This is a messenger RNA of Dioscorea cayenensis subsp. rotundata (Guinea yam), 663 nucleotides long. Its product is annotated as non-specific lipid transfer protein GPI-anchored 8-like. Bases 41 to 520 code for a protein of 159 amino acids. The transcript is spliced from 3 exons. The record is from RefSeq and is a predicted model, not a curated record. NCBI's taxonomy places the organism in Eukaryota, Viridiplantae, Streptophyta, Magnoliopsida, Dioscoreales, Dioscoreaceae.
CACUGAUCAGAGAGAGAAGCAAAACACCUUCUUGAUAAUAAUGGCUGCCAUGAAGUUCAUCACUUUGGUUACAUUAAUAAGUGUAUUCUCAUCGUCUACCGGAGCAUACCAUGCAGCUGCCGGCGGUGGCGGUGAUAUACAACAGUGCCUGCAGAAGUUGAUGCCAUGUGAACCAUACCUUAAGUCAACGAGUCCUCCACCGGCGACAUGUUGUGUCCCAUUGAAAGACAUGGUGGCUCAUCAACCUGCUUGCCUUUGCACCCUAUACAAUGAUGAUGCUUUGUUGAAGAGCUUGAAUGUCACCAAACAGGAUACUUUGAAUAUGGUUGGUAACUGUGGAGCCAAGGCUGAUACUAGCCUCUGCAAUAAUGGUUCAACCCCAGUGCCUCCAGUAUCUCCUUCCAAUCCAACCCCAUCUAACCCUGCAGGUCCAUCAGGAAGUGGAGCCAGUCUUGGGAAAAGCUUGGAGGCUGUGAUUAUUAUGAUUUUCUCAGGCUUUGUUUACUUUGUUCUUGCAUGAUCUCUCUGGAUAAAUAUCUCCUUUAUUUGUUCUUUCCUUCUUAGUAUUGUUUUGGUUUGGAUUAAGAGUCUAUUUCUAGCAUAAAUUUAGUUUAGUAUGUUUGUUAUCUUUCUCUAAUUCAAGCUCUAGACUGAAAUUAAUUU